Molecule: messenger RNA, 1590 nt
Organism: Penicillium paradoxum
Lineage: Eukaryota; Fungi; Ascomycota; Eurotiomycetes; Eurotiales; Aspergillaceae
Exons: 5
Coding region: 1-1590 (529 amino acids)
Biological process (GO): GPI anchor biosynthetic process; protein processing
Cellular component (GO): endoplasmic reticulum membrane; glycosylphosphatidylinositol-mannosyltransferase I complex
Molecular function (GO): mannosyltransferase activity
Source: RefSeq, a predicted model, not a curated record
AUGAAACGAAGAAUCACAUUUGUCCAGAGCAUUGAUGCUGGUUUCGACCCGCAGCAAGCUGUGUUGACCACGUCAUCCCUCUCCGUCCGUGACUUGGACGCCGCGCGGGAGGACCGUAUUACGGUCGGACUAGAUGAGCUUCCAGACGAGCUGCGCGGUGUCUUCGAGCAAUCCCAUGAGCUUCACCUCCGCUGGGCCUCCGAGCGGUCCUACGAUGCGGUCGCACCUUUCACAAGCCGGGUAUCGCCUGGUCUGCAUGUGCAUUAUACUCCGCUGACGUCGGACUCGUCUUCGGAGGCACUGUGCACACUGCUCCGCACGGUGGUCGCACCCAAUCAAGACUCUCAAUACAAGAACUGUUUGAAGCCGGAGGACUCGUUCAUUACACCCCCGCUUCUCUCGACACGAUUCGCUUCCUCCGCCUCCUUCCAAUACCACACCCAACUCACCUCUAUUGAAUCUUUGGUCAAAUAUAUCCAGACUGCUGUCUGUGGUAAGAGCGACGUUCAUGGCACCGAGUGCCACACCUGGGCCCAUGCCCUCGUCUCUGCAGAUUCGGUCGAUAUCGACUACGACAGCAUUUCACACGCCUUGACCGUGUCUGGACUCUGGACCAGACCACCAACAGGUGGAUGGACAGAUCAAUUUGACACACCGACUUCCACCACUGACCAAAUUGAAUUUGGCCUCUUAGGCGCCGAGCCAGGGCUUGAGCCAGAGGAGAUCAAGAUGGGCGGCCUGUUAGCGGUUGUUGGACAGGACAAGAAGCUCAAACCAACCAUGUUCUCAUUCCCUUCCCGCCACCAACCUCUCAUCGAACCAGCGAGCUACACCGUCUCAUUCGCCCCUCCAACUGGUCUCCAUCCCAUGAUGUCUAUAUCUAUGCCCCGAUCAUCACUUAAACGGCCCCCAGCACCCAGUGAGGCAACCUGCGCGCUACAUACAUACCUCACCCUCCCAUCCAAUAUCUUUGGAGAUCAAUUCCAGCUUGGCACAACAGAUCCGCUCUUCCUCGAAUCACAUAACAUCGUAGCCCUCCGUGCUCUAGCGGGUGAAAUGGACCUCGAAGCUCCGGACUGGGUCAUUCAACGUUGGGGCUCAAAUUGGCUCCUCGAGCUAGCAACCCCAGAAAUCACAGAUGAGGCCAGCACGCCAGACUCCUCCAAUUGGACCGCCACUAUUCCUCUACAUCUGCGCUACCUACCCCCUUCGGAAACAGGAUACCGCACCGCGCACGUCCCCUGGCCCGUCGUCUUCUGGGCCUGUACCGCCGAGGACGGAACGAAGAUGGGCGUGAACCCUUUCGACCGCACCAAUCUCGGCUGGGAUGGUCUAUUUGGCCCGCGAACCAUGUUCUACCAGCUUCAGCCUACGGGUGAGCGUCUAAUUGAGGAUAUCGACGUGCCAGUUCUGCGACUUGGCGAGGAUGGUUACUUCCAAGGUAAGCACAUUGAGCUCGGGACAUGUGUGGUUAUCUCUCUUGGGUUCUUGUGGGUGCUUUGGCGGCUUGUUCGUGUUACUUUGUCCUCUGGGAUUGGAUCAAAUUCUGGAAUUAAACGGAUCGAGGAAGUGCAUGACAAGAAGGAAUGA